AUGGCGGAGGGAGAGGAGGCCAUGAGUCCAGACGACUGGAAGGAGAAGUGUGAGGUUCUGGAGGCGCUGCUCAUGAAGUUCAGAGUCCAGAUCAUCAAGAUCCGAGAGCUCACUGCAGACAAGAUUCAGCAGCUGGAGGCUCAGGUGAUGGAUGCAGAGAAGCGCGCCUUUGUUUCUCACCAGCAGCUGCAGUGGAUGGAGGAGAAGCUGAGGUCUCCAGAGGACCAGGCCGCGGACAGUGAAGUGCGUCUGUUUGACCAGUGUCGGGGUCUGCAGGCCUCGCUGCAGGAGAAGACUGACAUCAUCUCACAUCUGGAGCAGCAGCUGGAGGAGCAGAAACAGAACAGGCUACAAGACGCCAAGACGGUGGAGGAGAAAGCCGCCAAGAUCAAAGAGUGGGUGAUGCUCAAGCUGUCCGAGUUUGAAGUGGAAAAUGCAGCUUUGAGAGAAAUGAGCAAAGAGCAGGAGACCCAGAUCGUGGAGCUACAAAAACAAGUGGAGGAGCUGGAGCGGAGGAGUGCAGCGUCCCAGUCCAAACCCGGGGAGGCACAGCGUCUGAGCAGCCUGACCUUCGGAUGUUUCCAAGUGCGAGGGAAAAGUCCCCAGGUCCUGACCGGUCUGGCCCCAGCACAAAGGGCCCUGAGCUCCACUGGGGAGGCGGAGGAGGGGGACACUGCAGAGAAGAACGGUGACGCCUCUGCUCCAGACGCCAAUGCACACAGUCCUCCACAGUCCGGCCCUGUCCUGUGUCUGGAUGAAGACAGUGCCUCUGAGGGCCUCUCUGAGGGCCUCUCCGAGGGCCUCUCCGAGGGCCUUUGUGGCCUGACGUCUCGGGGCGUGUCCUCCGUCCUGUCCAGCGCAGCCUCCGAAGGCGACGGAGUGUGUUUGGAGGAGCGUGGAGGAAUGUUUGCCUCUCUGGAGUUCAGCCGUCCUCCCAGCGAAGCUUAUCUGACCGCAUCGGAUGACAGCAGCUCCCUAUUCGACGAUGACAUGCAGCGCACACUCGGCGGCAGCAAAGAAGCCGUCAAAAGCAAAUUGGAAGAUUCAGACGAGCUCAACAAACGCUUCCAAUCCCAAAGGCUGGACUCGUCAUCGUCCUCCAGCGACAACACUCCCAGCCCGGUUCUAACCUCAGCGCUCACCCCAAAACGCCCGCCCCAAGAUUCUAGAGACACUCCCGCGUCUCCCAAACAGCCACGCCUCAGAACCACCGCAGGGUUUGGACUCACAAACUCGGCGUUAGCCAAAAAACACUUGAGUCAACCUUCGAUCUCAUCUGAAAUCACUCACGGACAGACCAGGAACGCUCUCAGCAUGCUACGUCCGCUCAGACCUCACGAAACCAACCUAGACCUCGAUGUUGGCAUGGAAAUGGGGAUGGAGGCCCUGACGAGGUCCAGAACCUCCAGUACUGCUGCUGUUGAUGGUGGUUCUGGUGCUGGUGGUGUUGAUGGUUCUGGUACUGUCGAUCCACAGACGGAAGGAGGGUCUGAUGAGAUGACCUCGGGGAACAAACCUCCCACUCCUCCUCUGCACAGGCUCCCGUCUUGGGUGAGAACAAAUAUGUUAUAA
Molecule: messenger RNA, 1572 nt
Organism: Knipowitschia caucasica
Lineage: Eukaryota; Metazoa; Chordata; Actinopteri; Gobiiformes; Gobiidae
Source: the annotation of a GenBank genome assembly